Staurois parvus is the source of this 321-nucleotide messenger RNA. The record is from the annotation of a GenBank genome assembly. Lineage: Eukaryota; Metazoa; Chordata; Amphibia; Anura; Ranidae.
GCCACCUGUCAGUGUCCAUCAGUGCCAGCUGUCAGUGCUCAUCAGUUCCACCUGCCAGUGUCCAUCAAUGCAAUAUAUCUGUGCCUACCAGUGCACAUCAAUGCCACAUAUCAGUGCCCAUCUGAGCUGCCUUUCAGUGUCACCCAUCAGUGCCAGUCAGUGCCACCUAUCAGUGCUGCCAAUCAGUGCCACCUAUCAGUGCCAUGACCAUCAGUGAUGCCUAUCAGUGUCCAUCAGUGCAGCCUAUCAGUGCCCAUCACUGCAGCCUCAUUAGCGCACAUCAGUGAAGGAGAAAAAUCACUUAUUUACAAAAUUUUAUAA